Homarus americanus (American lobster) is the source of this 693-nucleotide messenger RNA. Its product is annotated as histidine-rich glycoprotein-like. The transcript has a single exon. NCBI's taxonomy places the organism in Eukaryota, Metazoa, Arthropoda, Malacostraca, Decapoda, Nephropidae. The coding region runs from base 1 to 693 and encodes 230 amino acids. The record is from RefSeq and is a predicted model, not a curated record.
AUGAUCACCAAGGUAAACACCGAGAACAUCACCAGGACAAACACCGAGAACAUCACCAGGAGAAACACCAAGAACAACCCCAGGACAAACACCGAGAACAUCACCAGGACAAACACCAAGAACAUCACCAGGAGAAACACCAAGAACAACACCAGGACAAACACCGAGAACAUCACCAGGACAAACACCAAGAAUAUCACCAGGAGAAACACCAAGAACAACACCAGGACAAACACCGAGAACAUCACCAGACAAACACCAAGAACAUCACCAGACAAACACCAAGAACAUCACCAGGACAAUGAUCACCAAGGUAAACACCGAGAACAUCACCAAGACAAACACCAAGAACAUCACCAGGAGAAACACCGAGAACAUCACCAGGACAAACACCAAGAACAUCACCAGGAGAAACACCGAGAACAUCACCAGGACAAACACCAAGAACAUCACCAGGACAAACACCAAGAACAUCACAUGGAGAAACACCAAGAACAUUACCAGGACAAACACCAAGAACAUUACCAGGACAAAGACCAAGAACAUCACCAGGAGAAACACCAAGAACAUCACCAGGACAAACACCAAGAACAUCACCAGGACAAACACCAAGAACAUCACCAGGACAAACACCAAGAACAUCACCAGGGCAAAGACCAUGAGCGCUCACCAGGACAACGGCAAGGAAAAUGA